This is a messenger RNA of Moneuplotes crassus, 1211 nucleotides long. Lineage: Eukaryota; Ciliophora; Spirotrichea; Euplotida; Euplotidae. The record is from the annotation of a GenBank genome assembly.
UCUAAAACUAAUAUGUCUUGGUUCCUUCUCGCAACCCCACUUGGAAAGGGUUCUAGCCAAACUGACAAAGCAGCUUUCACUAAACUUCAGACUGAAGCAAUUGGGUCUGGGGCAAAACAAUUAGGAGAGCUAUCUUAUAUCGCUCUUGAUAGAAGCAAGUUCAAGAUCGGAACUCUUGACCAACUUGUCAAGCUAAAUGACGCCUUGGUUAAGGUCGACCACCACUUGGAGACAGUCGUCAAGAAAAUCCAGAGACAAUCUGAAGAAGUUUCUGAGAGUGUCAAGCUCAAAAUUGAGACCUCUGAUGCUACAGUGGAGCUUGAGGAAUACGUUCAAGGAUUCCAGUGGGAUGACCAAAAGUAUCCUAGAUCUAGAGCUCUCUUUGAUAUUGCAACUAUUAUCUCUGAGAAGAUGACUACAAUUGAUACAGAUAUGAAGAAACAUAUUGAAGAGUAUUCCAUUAUGAAAAAUCAACUCUUCCAGUUGAGAAAGAAGGAUGAGGGGAACUUUAAUAAUAGAGACCCAGGAGACAUCAUUUAUGGCAAGGUCGGCCCUGAGCACUUCAUCCAUGAUUCAAAGUUCUUAAGAAAUGUUUUGGUAAUUGUACCCAAGAAUAAGAUUGAGUAUUUCGAAACUAAUUACGAGUCAGUCAAGGAAGGUGUAGUCCCAAGAAGUGCCAGACAUCUUAAAGGUCUAGAGGAUAAGGAUGGAAGCCAGGUCUACAGAAUUGUUGUUAUGGAAAACUCAGUAGACUCAUUCGUACUCAAGUGUAAGCAAACUAUCGGAUGUGUUGCAAAAGUUUUCAUUUAUGACGAAGAAGGAUAUCUAAGAGAUAUUGAGGAAGCGAAAGAAAUUGAGGCAAAACUUAAUAAAAUGACUGGUAAAUUGGAAAAGAGAUGCUAUUACACCUUCAGUGAAUUGUUCAUGGCAUCUAUGCACUUGAAAGUAAUGAGAGCUUAUAUUGACGGUGUUCUCAGAUUCGGAAUUCCUCCAAAGUUUAUCACAACUGUUGUUCACACAAAAUCUGGAAAUACAAAGAAGCUUCUAAGUUCCUUGACAGAUCUAUUUGCUGAAGCUAAGAUGAGAGAAAUGUAUGGAACUAAGGAUGAAAUUGGUGAUACAGAGGAUUUCUUCCCAUUUGUCUAUAUCCCUAUCACCAUAAUGAAUUUUGAUAAGUAAAUCAUCGGUUGACAUUAAGGGGUUAUUCAAUG